GGUUCGAUGACCGGUUCAGUUUUCAGAACCUUGGGUGACACAGAGAGAAAGAAAUUAAAAUGACAUACCUUGUUAUUUUUUACUUAUUAAAUUUUAGCUAUCACUGUUGUUCAUUGUUGUAGCAGAGUAGCACCAGUUAUUAAUCCUUCCAGAUCUUUCUCAAGGUUUCUCUUCCAAUAAAACAGAAGGCAAAACGAAGGCAGGUGAACCGUCAGAUUGAAAUACCAAGUGGCCAUCGAACGGAGCCCUAUCACCCACCAAUGUCUUCCAAAGUAAUUACCCCACUCGCCACCUGACAGCUAACACUUCCCCUUCCACAGUUCCACUUCUCACUUCCCUCCCCUUAUCUUCCUCUCUUCAAUCUUCAUUUUCCUCUCCAAAAUGGCCACUGUCUUUAGAACCCCCAUUCUCCGGCCAGGUAUCCUGCCGCCGCGCUCCUCCUCUUCUUCCGCCGCCGCCGCCACCAAGCCCUCAUGCGUUGCCUUUCCCUCUUUCAGACAAACUGCUACCCACAGAAGGACCACUUUGCGGUUCCCUUCAAUUCCUUCCCUGCGCUUCACGAAGUUCGCCCCUUUCGCUUUCGAAGGAGACACCGAGGCCUCGCCUCAAGUUCAAGAACCUGAGCUUCAGCUUGAGGAUGGUGCUGUUGAUGUAGAGGACAGUGCUGGCCAUAAUGAGCUUAGUGAGGCUGAUGAAAGUGAGGAAUCUUCACCCUUGCAAGAGUUACUGCAAUCUUACAAAGAAGUGGUAGCUAAUAAUAAUGAAGCCAUAGUUGCCGAGCUGGAAUCAUAUUUGAAGUCCAUUGAAGAUGAGAAAAUAGGUCUUGAAAGGAAGAUAGCUUCGUUAUCUGCAGAGUUAUCAAUAGAGAAGGAUAGGAUUCUAAGGAUUAGUGCAGACUUUGACAAUUUCCGGAAGAGAACCGAGAGAGAUCGCCUUUCUCUGGUCACUAAUGCACAGGGGGAAGUUAUGGAGAGCUUGUUGCCUGUAUUGGAUAAUUUUGAGAGAGCAAAAACUCAGAUCAAGGUGGAGACAGAAGGAGAGGAGAAAAUAAACAACAGCUAUCAGAGCAUAUAUAAACAGUUCAUGGAAAUUCUUACUGCACUUGGAGUUGAACCAGUUAAGACAGUUGGAAAACCCUUUGAUCCAUUGCUACAUGAAGCAAUUAUGCGCGAGGAUUCAACUGAGUUUGAGGAUGGCAUCAUAAUCCAAGAAUUCAGGAAAGGUUUUAAACUUGGUGACCGACUUUUGCGACCAUCAAUGGUGAAUGGUGAAGCUGGUCCGGGACCUGCAAAGCCUGAGCAAGCACAGCAAGAGGAGCAAGUCGCAAGUGAAAAUUCUGAGGCUCUUAAAGAAAACAAUGGUAGCACAGAAACAGAGUCUUCUUGAAAGGUCAAAAGUCACCUUUUUGCCUGGAUUCAGUUUUGUACAAGUAUGUCGGUUAAAUCUAGAGGAACAUAAUGUUGGAUGUUACUCAAAGAAAUGUUUCAGCCAAUUUUUCUUUAUUCAUUCAGAUUCACCUAAUCACCUCACAGCUCACUCCAAGGACUCCAUCGUCGCCGAACCCUAGCCCUAAGAACCCUGAACCGUAGCCCUCCACUGUCGACGCCGUUCAGAGGUCGUCAGCGCCGCCGCCGUCCCCAAGUCCUCAGGAACCAGUAAGUCAGCAGGUCUCUUCGUCUUCGCUGGCUUCUCGAACCCAGCUGAAGAAAUUGGAGGAGCUGGAUGAAGAGACAUUGAUGCCUCAGAAGACACCACCACCAUUAGCAUAUCCUUGUUACUUGAAGGUUUCUUUAGCACAAUAGUUGAAAUCACAAUCAUAAUUACAUAAUAUGUUUAAAUAAUUAUCCCAAAAAAAAAAACUCACAAGAACAUCUUGAGGUUUUGA
Arachis ipaensis is the source of this 1885-nucleotide messenger RNA. NCBI's taxonomy places the organism in Eukaryota, Viridiplantae, Streptophyta, Magnoliopsida, Fabales, Fabaceae. The record is from RefSeq and is a predicted model, not a curated record.